Molecule: messenger RNA, 1089 nt
Organism: Hymenoscyphus albidus
Lineage: Eukaryota; Fungi; Ascomycota; Leotiomycetes; Helotiales; Helotiaceae
Source: the annotation of a GenBank genome assembly
AUGUUGAAACUCAACGUGUUUACUGCCUUGGCAGUCUUUUUCACUUUGACCGCAGGAGUUCCCAUUCCACCAACCCAUCAGGAUGCCACAUUUCAAUUGAUGGGAAGAUCGCCUGCGAUGGCUACAACAGCAACCGACGCAGCAAUCGAAAAGAGGUUUCUGGGAGCGAUAAUUGGCGCGGGAAGGAUUGGGCUUGGACUUGGAAAGAAAGUCCUCCCAAAGGUGCUUGAGAAAGGAGGAAAACUGUUUGGCAAAAAGCCACCCAAAGCUCUGGAAGGUCCGAAGCCACCACCCAUCGCGAAGCCCGGAUCUAUUCCACCUGGUCCCCCUCCACCAUAUUCACCACCUCUAGGUGCUGUUGCCCCGAAGGCCCCGAUCCCACCUCCGCCUCCACCUCCACCUCUACCUGCUGCUGCUGCUGUUGCCCCAAAGGCCCCGAUCCCACCUCCACCUCCACCUCUACCUGCCGCUGCUGUUCCAAAGGCUCCAGCUCCCGCCGUUCCAGGCACGCCUCCGGCUGGAGCCGCAAAGGCCGCCGAUGGAUUACCAGCUCCAGCUCCUCCACCUGGAGUAAAUGGAUUACCAGCACCCGCCCCUCCACCUGGAGCCGUUGGCGCAGCUGGAGUUGGAACCGCUGGAGUCGCUGCACCUGGAGCCGCUGGUGCAGCUGGAGCUGGAGCAGAAGGUGCCGCAGGAGCCGCCGCAAAAACCGCAGAUGGAUCACCAGCUCCCGUAACUCCACCUGGAGCUCUAGCAAAAGAAGGCGACGAUAUUGCAAAAGAAGGCGACGAACUAGCAGAAGGAGCCGAAGACGCUGCGAAGAAAGGAUGGAGGCCAACCGUUUCAGAUGGAAUCACUGUCGGAGUGACCGGCUUAAUGAUGGCACCUAUGCUUAUUCCAGCGGGCGGAUCGAAAGAAGCCGCCCCAGCAGCUGGAGCCGCGGGAGCUGCUGCAGGAGCAGCAGUAGGACCUCCUCCUCCAGGAUUUGCACCACCUCCACCUCCACCUAUGUAUGCGCCACCUCCUCCAGCUGCAUUUCCCCCACCUGCUGCCCUUGCCGCCGGAAUUCCAGCAAAGCAUCCUAUGUAA